UGACAUAGUAAAAAACUAAAAACAUAUACAUACCUACAGUAGAAAAACAAAAUAUCGAAAAAAUUAAAGGUGAAUAGCUCAACUAAUAAGCCACUAACACCUAUUUUGUAGAAAUACAUAUUCUUAAUUUAAAACAUGAUGUCCAAAAAAAAAGAAUGAUUUAUGGCUUGCUUCUUGAGAUCAAUUUAAAUGUUUUAAACAACAACAAAAUUUAAAUAUUUUACCAAAAGAAAAAAAAUAGUUUUAAAAAUUUAUAAUAAAAAAAAUCAAGUGCAACAAUAGGGAGCGUAUGAUCUUAAAUGUUUUCUGUUAAUUAAAUACAAACCUACAAACUUAAAUUGGAUAUAUUUAUAAUUCUCACGCAACGAGAUUUGCUUAAGUACAUUUUAUAAAAACUGAUCGCAACCAGCAGUGCAAACUCUCGCACUAAUUGAAGAUCUCAAGCAUCCCCUAAAUUCAAACAACCACCGCUUCGAUUAGCGCAGCAACUGGUACUACACAAUUGCCCGAUCCGCCAACUCAAUCUUAAUCAGUUGAAUACAAUGCAAGUGAAGUGAUUCCAGUUCAUUAAAUUUAUUAAAUUCAUUUAUUGCAAAAUCAAAAAUCCAACUACUUCAUUAAAUCUACUCAAUUGCAAUAAAAUAAAGUCCACAACGAUUGCUGCUCAAAGUUUAAACGACGUCAAUGACGAGCAUUUUCCCAAUCACCAGUUUGAAAAUUUCUCAUUGCCGUCGUUGCCCAGCCAUAGACAAAAACGUGAAGACAUGCCGCCCUCUGCGUUCUUAGUUGGUUCUACCAUUUUGACUACAGCAAAAACAGCAGUGAGCAGCAGCAGCAGCAAAAACAACCUUAAAAGCGCCGCAACAAAAUACCAAACAACAACAUCACCAGCAUCAACACCAAAGUUGCACUCGCCCACAAAAACCAUUUCAACUUGCUCCUCGCCGUCGCUGUCGCCACAAGCAACGCAAACAAAGUACGUGGCCUGCAGUCCAACAAACGCACAAAAAUACAAUCAAAAUAAUAAUUGUCAAACAGUACAAAAUUACAACUACUUAAGUGCCACGGCGGAGGAACAACAACAGCAGCAGCAGCAGCAGCAGCAGCUACAACAGGCGCAGCUGGAACAGCAAUACUUGCAACUGCAACAAUAUCAAGCACAGCAUACGUCCAACAAGAAAUCGCCCCAGAAAAUGGUGCUACAAAGUUAUGACAGUUAUACCUCUUACCACUUGCCGGCGCACCAUCAACAUGCUGCGCAUGCGUUGCCGCAUCAACUGCCCUUAUUGCAGCCGCCUCUUCAUCAGCAACAUCAACAGCAGCAUCAUAAUCAGCACCACCAAGCUCAGCAGCAGCAGCAGCCGCAGCCGCAGCAUCAGCAAACGCAUCAAUACCAGCAGCAAUCACCGCCGCAGCACCAACAACAACACCAGCAUCUACAGCAGCAGCAAAGUUUGCAAUCGCUGACGCAACAAACGCAACAUCACCGUUUGUCUGGUGGCAGCACUGGUAGUGCCUCCGUAAGUUCCUCCUCUUCGUCGGGAAACUCAACGGCCGCUACUGGCCUUAGCGGCAGCACGUCUGGAAUGAGCGGCGGUACUUCAUCGAUCCUUGGUUCACCAAAUCCUACCGCUUCUUCACUCGGCAUUGGGUACUUCAACGAUAUGGCCACCAAUUUUGGUGGUGACUAUGCGCCGUCGCAUCACCCGACCGCGAAUUCAUAUUACACCGACAUCGAUGCGAAUUUCUUUAGUCAAGGCUACAGUAGUAAUCCGCACGAUCAUAGUAACAACAGCCCGCCCCCGCAAACGCAGCAGCAGCAGCAGCAACAACAAUCGCAAAAUGCGAACAGCAAUGCAUCACUGCUCUCUCAUGCGCAACAGCAACAGCAGCAGCAACAACAACAAUCCCAGCAGUCCAACAAUCCCGCCGUGAGUAGCAACGCGCCAGGCGUUAACGCCAACCAGUCGGGCGGUCAAACCCCCAGCCACAACAACAACAAUAGUGCCAAUUUGAAUUACAUGCAAAUGGCGAUACGAAAUUCUGCUGCUGCCGCAGCACUGUACACCCAACAUCAGAUGAAAGAGGAACCUGGCACACAAAAUACAUCCUCAUAUUCAAGCCUCGGCAGUGGCAGCAGCAAUGGCCAAACCGAUCCCGCUGAUCUCUCCGUUUCAUCCGUUUACGGUCUACCCGCGCAUCUGGCCGGUGCUGCAGCUGCGGCAGCAGCGGCUGCCGCUUCAGGUGUACACUACGAUGAUAACGACUAUCAUAGCACGCUUUCGUCGCAAGAGCAUCCGAGUUAUCAGGAUAAUUCCGAUUUCUAUGGCAUUACAGCGUCGAGCAACGAACAAAAAUACAAUGCAUAUGGUCGAUCACCAUUUCCCGAUGCAUAUGGCUCCGAGUAUGGCGGCUACGAUCCAACACGAUUCCCAACAAUGGCCGGGCAAUCGCCAGUCGAUCAAUGGGGAGUGCAUCAUGCGGGCCAACAUUCAGCGUCGUAUAUGAAUACGAUGAGUUUGGAGAAGGCGCUGAUGGGAGCGUACCCCAUGCAAGGAGGUGUGCCAUGUUUUACAGGCUCUGGGCCCAUACAGCUGUGGCAAUUUCUAUUGGAAUUGCUAAUGGAUAAGACGUGUCAGGGCUUUAUUUCGUGGACGGGCGAUGGCUGGGAAUUCAAGUUAACCGAUCCAGAUGAGGUCGCUCGUCGCUGGGGUAUUCGCAAGAAUAAACCAAAAAUGAACUAUGAAAAACUCAGCAGAGGUCUACGUUACUAUUACGAUAAAAAUAUUAUCCACAAGACAGCUGGCAAGCGCUACGUCUACAAGUUUGUUUGUGAUCUACAAAAUCUGAUCGGCUAUACACCGGAAGAGUUGUGUGCUAAAUACGACCUCAAGACGGACAAGAAAGACGAUGAUUAGAGCAUUGAUUGAGGGCAGUACGCCAAGGCAAACGAUAAAUUAGCUGUGACAACAGCAACGAGCCCCUAAGCCACCCACAUAAAUUACAUAAAGCUCGCUGUGAGAAAUAAUGUAAGGUUCGCGAAUGCCAAAAGCUGUGAGAUCAUCAACCUACAUACGCCGCGUUCGGUUGAAGUCACCAAUGUGGAUGGUUAGCAGGAAGUGUGGUGCAGAAAGUGCGGUGCGCGUUCAUGUAAAUGUGGAUUCUUCCGAAUGUGCUUAAUUUUUUAAAGUACAUUAAUGCUUUACACAUACAUACAUAUAUGCUGAAAUACAUGCAUAUAUACUAUA
Rhagoletis zephyria (snowberry fruit fly) is the source of this 3248-nucleotide messenger RNA. RefSeq names its product ETS transcription factor pointed (gene pnt). The record is from RefSeq and is a predicted model, not a curated record. Gene Ontology annotation, molecular function: DNA-binding transcription factor activity, RNA polymerase II-specific; sequence-specific DNA binding. Lineage: Eukaryota; Metazoa; Arthropoda; Insecta; Diptera; Tephritidae. Gene Ontology annotation, cellular component: nucleus. Gene Ontology annotation, biological process: cell differentiation; regulation of transcription by RNA polymerase II.